Messenger RNA from Saccostrea cuccullata (small rock oyster), 1376 nucleotides. RefSeq names its product WD repeat-containing protein 18-like. Gene Ontology annotation, biological process: DNA-templated DNA replication; rRNA processing. Bases 36 to 1358 code for a protein of 440 amino acids. Lineage: Eukaryota; Metazoa; Mollusca; Bivalvia; Ostreida; Ostreidae. Gene Ontology annotation, cellular component: nuclear pre-replicative complex. Gene Ontology annotation, molecular function: protein binding. The transcript has 10 exons. The record is from RefSeq and is a predicted model, not a curated record.
AGUUGAACACAGUUAAACAGCAGCACGUGUGUAACAUGACAUCCAUCGAGGUUUUAUUGACAAGUGAAACAACAGGACAGCUGUGGAACGUGUGUGUCUGGGAUGUCGAGUCAGGGACCAGUGUUGUCACAUAUAAAGGAGGGACAAGUGCCCCCCACGGCUUGGCUGUAUUAGGACAACAAUAUCUCAUUAGUGCAUCUCCCACAAAACCUGUGUUAACGUUAUGGCCACUACAUAAAAGGGACAACACAUGUACUAAGAUGGUUUGUCCUGGAAUUGUGUCAGCCGUCACUGUUACAGAGGAUGGGGCAUACUGUGUUGCUGCUAUAGCAGAGAAAAUCUACAUUUGGCAGACCUGUACCGGGCGGCUACUUAGUGUAUUGAGCCGCCAUUAUCAGACCAUUACCUGCUUAAAGUGUUCCUCUGGAUUAAUUGUGUCUGGAGGAGAAGACAGUCUUGUCAUUGUGUGGUCACUAGGAAAAGCCCUUUGUGACCAAUCAGAGAGCAGAGCUCCUGUAUCACCUGACCAGGUGUGGUCCAGUCACUCCCUCCCUGUCACGGAUCUACAUGUGGGGGUCGGGGGUCACCUCGCUAGAGUUGUCUCCUCCUCCCUUGACCAGACUUGUAGACUCUAUGACGUUAACAGUGGGGAGGUUCUCUGUACGUUUGUGUUUGAGGUGGGCAUUUGUUCUGUCACAAUGGAUGCAGCAGAGUUCAGGUUAUUUGCAGGGGGCAGCACUGGUGCCAUAUAUGCUGUUAAUUUAUUUGAAAAGCCAGUGAGAAGAGAGAGACACAUAACUGAAAACAGAGAAGACAGCACUUGUCAGAGAUUUGAUGGUCAUGAAAAACAAGUGGGUUGUCUGUGUAUAACAAUGGAUGGAUGUCAGCUGAUAUCGGGUUCAAAUGACAACAAAGUCAAAAUCUGGGAUAUAUUUAGUGGACAGUGUAUGAGAACAAUAGAACACAAAGGUCCUGUGACAAACACAUUACUGACCAUGGUCCCUCCUGGAAUUGUGAACCCCGACAUUAAGUGUACCCUUCCCCUCCGGACAUUCCAGAGAGUGUUCCAUUCUGAUGCCCAGGAGGAGGGUAGUGAGGCCACACUGAAUGUCCACCUCACCAACACUGAACCAGAGGAAGAAGAAGACAUUUUAAACCCCAACUCAGAAAUUCUUAUGGAUCUAAAAUACAGAUCAAAGGAAACAGAGAUUAUGGAUACCCAUGAUGCUCCCUCAGAAGAAGUAGAUAGAAGAAUACAGAUCCCUAAUGAUUCUUUGGACAUUUUAAAGCUAAAAAAUGCAAAUAAAGAACUAUUUCAUUUUGCAGUUAGUACACUAUUAAAUAGUAAAGACAAAUAAACUGAUGUCUUUCUUUUU